AUGGCGAAACCCCCGGCGCUCGAUCCAGCCCUCGCUGUGGCUGUGCGUCAUCUGCUGCAGAUCUGCUUUCUGGUGGUGCCCGCGCAUCUGGAAAAGGAACGGCCUGCGCUGCUUGCGGGUCUCCUCGCGAGCGUGGCCCAUGGAUCACCCAAGCCCGGCCGAGUUUCGCGCCCCGCGCCGGGUAGUGCGGAGUCCGAGACAUCCCACCCGGGCGUCCUGCGCGGCUCAACCCCGCAGAAACCUGCCGGCAAGAGACCCGCUCGGAGCCCGCCCGGAUCAGGCGUAUUCGUGCUCGCGAAACACUCGCUCGCGGACCCUUGUGCGAUUCCGUCCGCGCGUGAGAAGGUUACCCCGCCUUCGGCCUGCCAAAAUGCACAGGCGCGCCGUUUCGGGCAACCAGCGCCGCUCCAGGCCUUGGGCUGGGUGGCGUUGUUGGAGGCUGUCCGGGCUCGAGACGUUGAGAUGCGACGCGGAAAGGAUGUGCCCUCGGCGGUGGGCGAGAGCGUAUUGUAUUGCAAGGAUCAGAGUCCCCCUACCCCGCUCCGGAGGGUGCAAACAGCGGUGGGGGAACGUCAGCCGCCUUGA
Messenger RNA from Gloeophyllum trabeum ATCC 11539, 585 nucleotides. RefSeq lists its product as uncharacterized. NCBI's taxonomy places the organism in Eukaryota, Fungi, Basidiomycota, Agaricomycetes, Gloeophyllales, Gloeophyllaceae. The record is from RefSeq and is a predicted model, not a curated record. The transcript is spliced from 3 exons. The coding region runs from base 1 to 585 and encodes 194 amino acids.